AUGAUCCUCCCGAGUUCCCCAAACCCACCAGUCGAGCUUGGUUCCCUUGAAGAGACACCGUAUGACCUCGCCAACUUGGGCCUCCCCGCCAUCGCUGCUCUCGAUGUCCGUGAGCAAUUCAUACCGAACGGUGUGAGACCACGUUUCUCCCGGAUGCAGACAAGCAAAGCCCUCAUGGCGGCCUGGAGAGACUUGAAUAUCAGGAUCAUCGCAAAAUGUAUUGCCGCCACUGCAACUGAAUCCUUCCAUAUCUACCCACCGAUCCCGCCACACCCAGAGGCGUGUUUUCAGUCCCGCAGUAUUGAAAGUGACUGGUCUACCACCGCCGCCACUUAUUGGUUCGUACGUGACAUGGAGCGUCGCAGUCACACGAUCAUCCUCGUGUAUUCAAGAGAGGUUCACCGGCACGCGGCAUACCGGGAUAACGCGGAUCGGUUCGACGCGGACCGAUGGGUGACCGAGGGAGUCGGGAAUCGGCACCGGAGCGUGUAUGUGCCUUUUGCGGCGGGGGCGCGUGGCUGCAUAGGGUUCAACGUGGCUUUGCAGGAAGUGAAGGUUGCGUUGGCUGAGCUGGUCUAUCGGUACGAUUUUGUGAAUGCGACGGACGAGGCCAUCGAGUAUGAUCCGGACUUCAUUGUGAUACGGCCGUUGAACUUCUACGUCAGGGCCAUUCGGCGGUCUAGCUGGCCGGCAAGAUCUAGUGCUUAA
This is a messenger RNA of Aspergillus udagawae, 708 nucleotides long. RefSeq lists its product as uncharacterized. The transcript has 2 exons. NCBI's taxonomy places the organism in Eukaryota, Fungi, Ascomycota, Eurotiomycetes, Eurotiales, Aspergillaceae. The coding region runs from base 1 to 708 and encodes 235 amino acids. Gene Ontology annotation, molecular function: monooxygenase activity; iron ion binding; oxidoreductase activity, acting on paired donors, with incorporation or reduction of molecular oxygen. The record is from RefSeq and is a predicted model, not a curated record.